UUCUGUCAGGUUUAUAAUUUUCAUUUUUCGUUUUCUCUAAGCUAAGAAAGGGAGUAAUGAAUAAUUUUCUGUGAGUUUAUAAAAACGUAUAAAUUUUAUCACCCAAUUUGUGUGAUACGAAAUAUGAAAGACAUGCAUUCGGUACUUCAGAAUCAAUUUUCGGAACUCACAAAAUUAGCCAGAAAAUUCAAUUGUUUCUACCUGUCAGGGUUACAUGAAGGCAUAUGUAAACCGUUUAUAGUCGCAGGUCACCAAGUGGGUCUAAUUCGACCAGAUGUUAUGAAACAUCUUCAUAGAUUUCCUGAGGUGUUUGUUAUUACUGGAAAGUUUGUAGAGUUAAAUCCGGCUUUUAGAGGAUAUAAAGAGAGAACUUCGAAGGUAGCUGAUGUUUUACAAGCUUUACGCAAAGAAAAUGAAAUAUGUGCUUUAAAAGGUUGGAGAGAUGAGUGUUUUGAAGUGAGUACACCGUUUUAUCAUGAAAGUCUCCUGGAAAUGGACAGAAGUGCUAUUUGUCUCUUUGGUAUUAGGAACUACGGAGUUAGUGUAAAUGGCUAUUUAACACAUCCCACAAAAGGGCUUUGCAUUUGGUUACAACAGAGAAGUUUCACAAAGCAAACAUGGCCUGGAAAGUGGGAUUGCUUUGUCAGUGGUGGUCUUGCUGUUGGCUAUGGCAUACUGGAGACUGCUAUCAAAGAAGCAGCUGAGGAGGCUUCAGUUGUUGGUGAUUUGGUAAAGAAAUUAGUGCCAUCUGGAUGUGUAAGUUUCUUCUUUGAAAGUGAAAGAGGGCUAUUUCCAAAUACAGAAUAUGUGUAUGACCUAGAGUUGCCAUUUGAUUUCGUGCCACAAAAUGCUGAUGGUGAGGUGGAGAGCUUUGAAUUGUUGACAGCAGAGGAAUGCAUCCAGCGGGCCCUGAGUCCACAGUUCAAAACCACAAGUGCCCCAGUACUACUUGACUUUCUGAUACGGAAGGGUUAUAUUAAUCCUGAGAAUGAGCCUCAUUACCGACAUAUUGUGGAGUUGUUACAUGUACCAUUGCAGUCAAUAUACAACUGGCCAUACACCAGUGCAACAACUAACGGAGAUGGCAAGGAAUAGCAUCACAUUCUUCCCAUUUAAAUAAAUUCUCUAGAUAUUAUUUUAACAAAAAUAUAUGGAUAAGAAAGUUUUUACAAAACAAUAAUACCAGUGUUAUUUUUCGGGUGAUAAUUUUAAUUUGGCCUAAUUUAUAUCCAAUAGUUGUAAUCAUUUGGGUAGGCUUAAAGUAUUACCUACAUUUGUUUUUCUUUUAUACCUUUCAUUUAAGAUCACUUUGACCAAAUCCUGUAACAUAGAUUAGUAGUUGGGAUGUUAUAUAUCACGAUAGUUUAGCUAGGUAUGCUUAAUUUCUGUGAUACUUUACCAGUUUGGUAUAAGGGAUUUGUAUAUUAUUUUUAUCGGGUUUGUCAUCUAUAUAAAUACCUUUACCAAGAUUAAGUAUUUAUUAUUUGUAUUACAACUUUUAAGUUAAAUAAAACAUUACAACUCAAUUAUUAUUUAUAUAAAAUAUCAGUUAACAUUUUUGAAGCCAGAAAAAUCAUCUGUUGAUCAGAAUUAUUUUAAAACUAGUCAAAACGUGGUUAAUUAAGACCUUUGUCAGCUUGAGACGUUAAACUGUUUUCAUUUUAAUUUAAUUAUUAAUUAACUGUUGAAAUAAAUUAACGAAAAUAAUUAAUUCGUAGCAUAUUAUGUCAUUUAAGCGACUUAUUGACAGAAAAUAAAAUUUAAAUCAUGAAAGAACACUGCCAUACUUAUAUAUAAAAAAAUCACAAGUUAAAAAGAAAUAAGAAUAGUUAUGUACGAGUUAAAUAACAUAUUAAGAUAUACAUUUCAUCAUUGUCUUCCCAUUUCUGUAUUCACUUGGUACUUACUUUUAUAUUAAUAGUUUAAUGUCAGGUCAAUCAUGAUAAUUAAGAAUUUAUAAUGAAUCGAUUAGUUUUAAUUCUAAAAAAAAGUAUACCUAUAAUGGUAUUGAUAUUGUAAAGUUAUGAUCGGGGUAACCUACGUGGUAUAGUACAAAAUUAAAAUUUAGACUUUUUGUACAAAAUUUUAUAAAAUUAAAUGAAUUUUAUAAAGUUGAUAAUGUCUUCUUUUUAGAAUACUUAUUGAGGUAUUGCAAUUAAAUUUUGUAUUUAUUUACUAAUUUUGUUAGUGUAUUCUUAGUUUUUUCCAUUUUCGAACGAAAUUUUCAAUUAGCCAAUAAUUCUAAAUCUUAGGAAUGUAAUAUAUCGUAGGAAUUCCGAUCAUAGCUUGUUCAAUAUUGUUAAUAAUGGCAAGAGGCCAUACGAACUUAGAGUAACGAUUGAUUUUCUUGUACUUUACAUUAUAAUAAGUUAGAAUGUAGUGAACUGUUUUAAUAAAUAUAUAAAGUUGGUUUCAGGCAAUACUUUGUGUGUGAAUGUCGGAAAUGUAGAAAGUGUAACAUUUAUUUAAAAUUUCCAAAGCACCUGUUUAUAAAAAUAUUGAGGUUAUAAACAUUAAAAUGUUAUUGCAAU
Molecule: messenger RNA, 2531 nt
Organism: Papilio xuthus (Asian swallowtail)
Lineage: Eukaryota; Metazoa; Arthropoda; Insecta; Lepidoptera; Papilionidae
Exons: 7
Coding region: 124-1095 (323 amino acids)
Molecular function (GO): 8-oxo-dGDP phosphatase activity
Source: RefSeq, a predicted model, not a curated record